Molecule: messenger RNA, 5502 nt
Organism: Linum trigynum
Lineage: Eukaryota; Viridiplantae; Streptophyta; Magnoliopsida; Malpighiales; Linaceae
Source: the annotation of a GenBank genome assembly
CUAUCUUUGCUCUGAGUCGGGUAGAAUGACAUGGUAGAAUGAAUACUUCCAUUUUUUCCUCCCCAGUCCAUUGUUUGUCACUUGGAAGAAAGUGGUCAGUGGUGGUGAGCCUCGUCUACGUGGAUGCAUUGGGACUUUGGAAGCUAGAGGUUUGAUUAAUGGAUUCAAGGACUAUGCUUUAACCAGGUAUUGAUGAUAAUGUGUUACUAAUGCAGGAAACAUUUUUUAUUUUAUUUUCUUGUAACUUACUUAUAACAGAAGAGGGAACUUUAACAUGCGGAACCAUUAGCAAUGAACUGGAUUUAUAAAUGCAGUUGAAAUUGAUUUAUAUAGAGUAAAACAUACUUUUCUAUUUGCACCAAAUCCCCUAGUGAAACUGUACAAACUAUUAGGGGGCUUGUUGGUGCAUUCGACCAUCAGGACUAUGUCUAGAAUGUUUUGGUUGCUGUAUUAACUUGAAGACGAGGUUUCGUUCUCAUAACAUAUUUCUCUAUACCUUUUUAGUUGGCUCAAAGUAAUUCCUUCCACUGAUUUAUUUGUGAGAAAUAGAUGAAGUUCUUUACUACUCAAUAUUCUUCUCUGCAUUGCAUAUCAGUGCGUUUAGGAUGCUUACAAAGUUGCAUUUAGAAAUUGCAUUGCGCUUCAUGCAUAGUUAAUUAAUCUUGUGACUGUUUAAUCUGGAUCACUUCUGAAACUAUUCGUUCCAAGUGCCUGAUUUCAUUGUUUCUGGACGAUCUCUCACUUGAUAUUUGACGCCAUCCCUGCCUCUAUAUGCUUCUUACCAUUAUUUAUGUUGACACAGUGCUUUGAGGGACCGGAGGUUUCCUCCUAUACAGGCCAAGGAGCUGCCUUCUCUAGAAUGUACAGUGUCUAUUCUAACUAAUUAUGAGACUGCUAACAACUAUCUUGACUGGGAGGUAUGUUAUUUCAACUCAUUUCACUUGGAAUACUGAGAUUGCAAAUUUGCAAUCAUUCCCUUCUCUAGUUACCGGCCAUUAUACCCCGAUCUCCUGUAUCACCAUUUUUAAGGUCUUUGCUUUUUUUGGCAACUGUCUUCAGGGUCCAAAACUUAGGGCAGUGAAUGUAACGUUUGAGCUAAGCAUGCAUUUUCAAGUCAAUGUUGCAGCUACUUCAUACCCUAAAUGCAAAAGGCAGUUUAUGAUAUUAAAUAGUUUAGUACCCUAAGUCCUAAGAGUUGAAAAUUGAAGUGUAGUCCAAAAAAUAUUUAGAGCCCUUUGGAUAUGUUUUUGUUAAACCCUUAUAAGUUAUAACUGUAUGGUGGCCUUGUUUUAAAUUUCUAUCAAAAGGCCCUCUCUUUAAGCUUUUAAAAAUUUCUUGAGUCUACCCAGGAAAGUUACCUUUUUGUCCUCUUAAGAGAAUGAAAUUAUCGUAACUCACAAAUAAUCAAGUCUUACAUAUCAAUUCUGAAUGCAUGUAUCUUGUUCGAUCCUUGGACUACUAAUCCUGGUCAAAAGUUUGAGUUGCAUGUGGCAAUCAAAUUUGUCAAUUGUGUAACAGUUUUUUUUAAUGAAAUUUCCUAAUAUGUUGAUGGUUUAAAGUGUUGCAGUUCAACAGCAUCUGAUCACCUUUUGGAAAGAAACUAACAAGUUCUUCAAAUGACCGUGAUUGCAGGUUGGGGUACAUGGUAUGAUUAUUGAAUUUACCGACCCUAACAACCAUACAAGGCGGAGUGCCACAUAUUUGCCUGAAGUCGCUGCCCAUGAAGGUAAAGAUUAUCUGUGUGAUCGCAGGUUCCUGCUUCUUUUGCUUUUCUUUCCAUCAGAAGUUAAUAAAUUGUUCACUAUAAACCAGUAGACAACUUGCGGAUAUAUUAGGAUUACGCAUUUGUCAAAACAACUAUCUGUUCGAUGAAGGAAAAUUAUUGGGAUCGGGGAGUGGAUUUCAUUUCUUCCUCACUCGAAACUUUCUUUCUACUUCAUUAUGUGUGAUUAAGUUCCUAAGAAUCUGCUGCAAGGCUUGUUGGAAGUAACGUUAUCUUGCACCGUGGGUUGGUUUCAGGUUGGACGAAAUUGGAAGCAAUCGAGUCGCUUAUGCGCAAAGCUGGCUACAAUGGCGUCAUCACUGAAUCACUUCGAAAGUCCAUUAAACUGACGCGUUACCAGAGCACGCUUUUCACCAUGACGUACAGCGACUACGUCUCCUACGUGAAAGAAACCAGGGGGGUUACAGCUCCGGUUAUGAAUGGGGCUACUCCUAAGCUUGCCAUGUAUUGAUUCUUCGUCUUCCAAUCCUAGUAUAAUUGGGAGAAAGAAACAACUAGGCAGUCAACUCAAAAAAUGAAGGGCUUCUUAACCCAUGGUUCUUCUGUUGGUGUCAUGUCACUGCAAUUUGUAUUCAUGUUCAAAACCAACGAUGGAAAAUUUGGCAGCUGUCUGUGUGGCGCAAGGCUGGAGUUUGUUCUGUGAACUCUAGUUUUCCUGCCUGGGCUGCAAUGGCAAAUGUGAAUUUGUAUUGGGCAACCCUGUUUGUGUUCGUAUUCUGUCGUAUAAAGCUCGUUCAGAAGCUUUUGGUGGACUGGAGUCAUGUCUGUUAAUAUAUCUGUUGUUCGUCUCUGGACGAUAAGUGAUUCGAUUGCCUGCUUUGUAUCUUUUGUUAAAACCGAUAUGAACAGGCAUAUAAACCAAUUGUACCUCCGUUGGACAAUACCACUUGCUAAAUCGGGAUAACGGUAUUAAGUACAGGUUUGACAACCUUCCUUUACACAUUGCUAGGACGGUAGGGUUCAGUUUCUCGCCUAGUUGGGCUUACGUAUUAAAAUGCUGAAGAUCAAUAUGGUACAACCGCAUAAGCUGCCUCGGGCUCCCGAGUCCAGCUCGGCGCCAUCUCCCUCCUCCACUUUCAAUUCCAAUUCUAGAGCUCUUUCCCCGCUCUUGUCCUCAAGAGCCACCCCAUCGUUUCUAUGAAUGAGCAUCCCACACUUGAUCUCUCUGUUGAAACAAUGCAACGCUUCAAAAUCACUCCUCCAAGCUAGAGUCAUUCACCAAAAGAUCGUAACUUUGGGCUUGCAGACCGAGAUCACCCUGUGCAAGAACCUCAUCAAUGUCUACUCCUCUUGCCGCUGUCAUGACUCUGCUGAACUCGUCUUCCGAAGGAUCGGAAACCCAUCGGACAUCUCAUUGUGGAACGCCCUCCUGGCUUCUUACACAAAAAAUCGCGCCCACUUUGAAGCUCUGAAGGUCUUUGAAACUCUGCUGCGCUACCCUUCCCUGAAGCCUGAUUGUUUCACUUACCCGAGUGUGCUGAAGGCAUGCGGCGCACUGGAAUGGAUUCGCUGCGGCAGAUCGAUGCAUGGGCAUUUCGUGAAAUCUGGGUAUGUUUUCGAUGUUGUGAUAUCUAGUUCUUUAGUUGGGUUGUAUGCCAAAUGCGGCUACUUCGAUCACGCAGUUCAGCUGUUCGAUGAAAUGUCUGACAGAGAUGUGGCAAGUUGGAACACUGUCAUAUCUUGUUAUUAUCAGAGUGGGAAAUACGAUAAGGCGUUGGACUUGUUUGGAAGAAUGAAGGAAUUCGGAUUUCAGCCCAACUCUGUCACAUUGACGACUGCCAUUGCUGCGUGUGCGAGACUUUUGGAUAUUGAAAAGGGGAAAGAGAUCCACUCGGAGCUCACGAGAACUGGCUUCGAGCUGGAUGAUUUCAUGAGCUCUGCUCUUGUGGACAUGUACGGGAAAUGUGGUUGCUUGGAGAUGGCUGAAGACGCGUUUCACCAAAUGCCUAAGAAAACCGUAGUUGCUUGGAAUUCUUUGAUUUCAGCAUACGGUUCUACCGGAGACUGCAAUCAAUGCAUGAAACUGCUCAGUAGGAUGAUUCUUGAAGGCAUUAGACCAACUUCAACAACAAUAAGUACCAUAUUUCUGGCAUGUUCACGAUCAGGACAACUCCAACCUGGAGCAUUUCUCCAUGGGCACAUCCUCCGAAACAGAAUCGCCCCUGAUCAGUUCAUCAACAGUACCCUUAUCGAUCUAUACUUCAAAUGCGGGAAACCUCAGACAGCUGAAUCCGUGUUCAGAACGAUUCCCAAACCAGACACAGUUUUGUGGAACGUAAUGAUUUCAGGAUUAACCACAGUAGGUAAGCUCUUCGAGGCACUUGGAAUCUACAAUCAAAUGAAAGCAGCAGGUGUAAACCCAGAUGCCAUGACAUUCUCCAGCGUUCUAUCAGCUUGCUCGCAACUAGCAGCUCUGGAACAAGGCAAGGCAAUCCACAUCUCGAUCUCUGAUAACGGACUAGAGAGCAAUGAAGUGGUCAUGGGAGCUCUGCUAGACAUGUACGCAAAAUGUGGAGCGAUGAACGAAGCCCUCUCCGUAUUUCUGAAGCUCCCAAUCAGGGAUCUCGUCUCUUGGACGUCUAUGAUCACUGCAUAUGGCUCUCACGGCCAGGCAAAAGAUGCCUUGGAGCUGUUCGACGAGAUGCUGCAGUCGAGCGUAAAGCCAGAUGGAGUCACUCUCCUUGCAGUCUUAUCAGCCUGCAGCCAUGCAGGAUUAGUCGACGAAGGUUGCUACUAUUUCGGACGGAUGAUCGAUGAAUACAAAAUACAGCCAAGGUACGAACAUUACUCGUGCUUGAUCGACCUUUUGGGGCGAUCUGGUAGGCUUCAGGAAGCUUACAAUGUCCUGGAAACGAAUGCAGAGAUUAGAGAAGACGUUGAGCUGUUAAGCACGCUGUUAUCAGCUUGCUGCUUGCACAAGGAAUUUGAGCUGGGGGAAAGAAUUGGGAAUGUGAUUGUCGAGAAGGGUUCGAGUGAUCCAUCGAUUUAUGUCGCGUUGUCGAACAUGUACGCGUCGUCGAGGAAGUGGAAGGAGGUUGGGAGGGUGAGGUUGAGGAUGAAGGAGCUGGGGUUGAGGAAGAGUAAUCCUGGGUGUAGCUGGAUUGAGAUUGAUGAUCGAAUUGCACAGUUCUUUAUGGGAGAUGAGUGGCACGAGGAGGCGGACAUGGUGAGGGAAUGUCUUGCCGUUCUUUAUGAUCAUAUGGAGAAGGUGGAAAGAGGUGAGAUGGACAGAGAUUGUCUAGUGAAAGUUGAAGAGGUGAUCAAUAAUAAUGACUGCUCGGAAGAAGCUAUUUGAACACUUGGGAGUUAGGACUUUGAGAGGCUUAAUGCAUGCAUGGCAGGGAUGACAAGAGUAUUCAUAUUCAUCGAAAUCGAAUUGGAUGAGUUUAUAGUAAGUUUUGGAUGAAAUUUAAAUCCAACUAUUAGGGGAUGAUUAAAUUUGUCAUUAUUCCGUUUCAAAUUUUAUACUUACAUUAAAAAGAUUUGGCAUAGAGAGAUUCAACGGUCAAUUUAUUUACUAUUUUUGUUAGAGUUGUAUUUACGUAGUGAAAUUGUGGUUCAACCAAAAAACUAGGGUUGAAAAAUGGGUUGGAUUCAUGAAUUGGUGAUCCAUGAAGCAACAACUAACCACUUUGCCAUCCCAGGCCCACCCUUUAUGCAGAUAUUUCUUCUGAAUUAAAUUAUAGUUCUCCAUUAGAAAAGAAAAUGGAAAGGAAAGG